Molecule: messenger RNA, 1779 nt
Organism: Meyerozyma guilliermondii ATCC 6260
Lineage: Eukaryota; Fungi; Ascomycota; Pichiomycetes; Serinales; Debaryomycetaceae
Exons: 1
Coding region: 1-1779 (592 amino acids)
Source: RefSeq, a predicted model, not a curated record
AUGGUCACAUCUGCGGUUUUCUUUUGUUUUGGAGGCUGGGUUAGUAUUUUGGGGGAAUUGAUUGCAGAAUCAAUUGCACACAUACCAUUGAAGUUGAGUAGAUUAAUCUUGAAUUUCGCAGCUUCGCGAAUUUAUCGCGGCUCGAUUUUCAUCUACUUUCUUUCUUCGACUCACUCAUGGAUGGCACUCCUUGGUUCAAGACAUCGCCACGCCACCGUUCUGCUAUAUAGAUCGAUUCUUCGUGGCGCUUCUCGCUUGAAGAAGACUUCCCUUCCUGAGUUCAUAUCCAAUGGAGAAAUUGAGCAUGAAUUGCAAAAAAUGAAAAUCGAUCCAAAAUUGUACUUGCAAUAUUUGAGCCUGGAAGUGAAGUAUACUGCUCAGGACGAGUUUCGUGCUCGCGAGCGCAAGGCUUCCGCUUCCAGUUUGCGCAACAAGAUAGAAAGUGCUUCGGUUAUCAGUGAACAAUUGAAGCUGGUGAAUCAGUCCAAUGGAGACAAAAAAGCAUGGAAAACCUUCUUGGAACUUUUGAUUGCACAUAGAAAGAAAGCUUUCCGCGAACAGGAGUGGAGGGUAGAGAACAUAGAAAGGAGAGAUGAGCUUAGGGCGGCGGAUCCAGCAUUUACAUCCCGAUGGAUGCGGAAGAGAAGAGCUCGGGAAUCUGCUCGCAUAUCAGCUCGAAAAGCAAGGGAAAAGAAAGAAAACAGUAACAAACCAAAACUUCUGAAAGACGACAGGUAUUCUUCACACUUGUUACGACGAUAUCUCAAAACACUUCAGCUUCGAAAAGAUAUUCCACUUCCACACCUUUUACCAUAUACACCCAUUGACCACCAGUAUACUACAAAUACUCCCUCAGCAUCGAUAAUAAUUCCAGGUUCUACCAAAAAAAGCGCCAUUACCGCUGCGUAUGACUCUGAAUAUAUUGAAAGCAUAGUUAUACCUGGCUUGGAGUACGAUAUUAACCAGCACCAUUACUUGGAAGAUCUUCGUAAAAUCGUCGAAGAAAGAGGUCCGUUCAAAGUCAAGAUCAAUUAUACCGGUGCUGGACUCAUGUCAAUGCCAUAUAUUCGAAUGCCGUAUCGCCGUCUGACGGCUAUGAAAAAUAUUGCCAUGGAUAUCAAGAAGCUGAUGUUGGCACUGCGGAUCAACAGUAUUUGGAAAAUAGCCGACUCGAAGUUGCCGACGCUGGAGGUGAAGCUCAAGGAUGGGAGCUAUGCUGUCAAAGGCUGCAAUGGGUUUGGCGAGGAAGAAAGGAUGUUUCCUAGAGAUUACUAUUUCAAUCUUGCAAUUUGGGAAGAUUUCUAUGAGCAUUCAUUAGCGGAGAAAAUCAGAAAACAAACCAAAAACGACUCAGAGCACGAACAAGAACAACGACCCGAAGAUAAGAUUUUGUGGACCACUUUUAUAGAGGAUACAAAUGUCGCUCUUCGGGAAGAAGUCAAUUCAUUCUUUCAAAAGUACCGGUACUUGAAGUCGAAAUCCUCGCCUCUUCUAAGAAUCCAACAAGUGCUCCAGAAAAAGCAGCUCAAGCACUAUGAUAGCCAGGUUCAAAAUUUCGCAGCCAUUAUUGAGCUGCUCAACAGAGACAGGGUUUUCAAGCACCUGGAACUUGUAAACUCAAGAGAGGUCAAAACCGCCUACAAAGAUUACAACGGUCAAGACGGGGUUCCACACAUUGAAAGGGUUGGUAUGGGCAUGCAAUUGGCUGAUUAUCUCCAAGAAAAAGGAUACCGGUUUUUCAAGUGGGGCAUGAAGUUCGACAAGCGGUUCAAAUUUUAG